Messenger RNA from Centropristis striata (black sea bass), 2246 nucleotides. Its product is annotated as glycoprotein endo-alpha-1,2-mannosidase-like protein. The transcript is spliced from 4 exons. Lineage: Eukaryota; Metazoa; Chordata; Actinopteri; Perciformes; Serranidae. Gene Ontology annotation, cellular component: Golgi apparatus. The record is from RefSeq and is a predicted model, not a curated record. Gene Ontology annotation, molecular function: alpha-mannosidase activity. Bases 451 to 1788 code for a protein of 445 amino acids.
GUGACGGAUCAGCCUGUGGGCGGGACUCUGCAGCCAGCUGGAGGAGUGACAGCAGGAGAUCAGUGCGUCGGGAACAUCCGCCCGGUUACACCGUUAAAACCGACACUCAGACGGUUCAGAUACUCGCUGGUUCACAUGAUUGUGGAGCGGAAGAAGCUGCGGACAGUCAGCUCAGGCUGCAGGAUGUCUCACACCAAGCUGCAGAAUAAAGUUCAGACUCUAACGGCCAACUGCGUCAAAUAGGUUCCGCUCGGACGGGACUGCAACCAUGUAGCCACUUUUUGAGUCAUGCAUUCAUCAGAAUAUGUCAUGUGCAGUUACCAUGCAUGCAGGACUCUGUGAAGAGCCGCUCCCACGAGCCUUCUGAGGGGAACUCUCGGUGCAGAAGAGGAUUAUUUGCGCUCCCGGUCCCGUCCGCGCCGCCUGCAGCUCCUGCAGCUCCAGCUGAUCAUGGCCAGGCUCCGGAGGAAGGCGUGCAUCGCCCUGCUCCUCUUCACCAUCUUCAUCUUCGGGACUAUGAUGGGGCUGAGGACCCUGAAGCCCAGCGACGGGUUCUCGGAUCUGUCUCCGGGUCUGGAGCUUCUGCUGCCGGUGGUAGCGGGGAAGGUGGACCGGCGCUCCGUGUCCCGUGACGCCACCGCGUCCCCGGGUCAAGCCCGCCCGGCUGGCGGCAACACAAAGCCAGUCCUGUCCAACUCCGGCCCCGAGGGGACCAUCUUUUACGAUGUUCAUAUUUUUUACUACACCUGGUACGGGACCCCGCACAUGGACGGCAAAUACAUCCACUGGGACCACAUCCUGGUUCCACACUGGGACCCCAAAAUCGCCUCCAGCUACCCGAGAGGGAGGCACAUGCCGCCCGAGGACAUCGGCUCCAGUUUCUACCCGGAGCUCGGUCCCUACAGCUCCAGGGACCCGGACGUGCUGGAGUCCCACAUGGAGCAGAUCGGGGCAUCUGCAGCAGGGGUUCUGGUCCUGUCCUGGUAUCCUCCCGGUUUGGCUGACGACAACGGGGAACCCUCUGAGGAUUUGGUCCCGUCUGUACUGGAUACUGCAUAUAGACACAACCUGAAGGUUGCAUUUCACCUCCAACCAUACAGAGGACGAAACGACCAGAGUGUACAUGACAACAUCAAGUAUAUCAUCGACAGGUACGGUGACCACGGAGCCUUCUACAAGUUCACCUCCAGAACGGGGAAGAGCCUCCCUCUGUUCUACAUCUACGACUCCUACCUGACUCCUCCAGAGUCCUGGUCCGAGUUCCUGACCCCCACCGGCUCCCACAGCGUGCGCGGCUCGGCCUACGACUCCGUCUUCAUCGCCCUGAUCGUGGAGGAACGCCACAAGCACGACAUCCUGGCGGGCGGCUUCGACGGCAUGUACACUUACUUCGCCUCCAACGGUUUCUCCUUCGGCUCCUCCCACCAGAACUGGAAGGCCAUCAAAGCCUUCUGCGACGGCAAUAACCUCCUGUUCAUCCCCAGCGUGGGACCCGGGUACAUCGACACCAGCAUCCGCCCGUGGAACAACCACAACAUGCGCAACCGGGUCAACGGGCGCUACUACGAGACGGCCCUGCAGGCGGCGCUCAACGUGAGGCCGGAGGUGGUCACCAUCACGUCUUUUAACGAAUGGCACGAGGGCACGCAGAUAGAGAGGGCGGUGCCUAAAAAGACGGUGACCCGGGUGUACCUGGACUACCAGCCACAUGGACCCGACUACUACCUGGAGCUGACCCGCCGCUGGGCGGAGCAGUUCAACAAAGAGAAGGAACAGUGGCUCAUGUGAGCUUCCAUCAAACGGACUUCAAACAGCAUGCUGCAGAGAGAAGAGUGUUCACAUGAAAGACUAGAGAACAAAAGAGAGAGAGAGAGGGGUGAAUGUACGUCUAUGUGGACAUGCUUUUACCUUCACGGCUAAAAAAGGGGUUCUGAAAACAAGAUAAAAACAGUAAAUCUGAGGGAAAUGAUCUUGCUGCAUGGACAGAUAAUUUACCUUGACAAGAUUUCUUAAAUUAAGAUUAUUAAAUCUAGAAAUAAGCAUGUUGAACGCUUAAAAUAAGAAAUUAACUCUUAAAACAAGAUAAAUUAAAGCUGCAAGCAGCGAUGAACUGGCCCGAGCAGAGUGACCUGAUGAUUAUUAGUUUCUCACCAGGAUAAGAAAAACUUUUUGUGUUUUUUUUGUGAAUUUACGUCUUCUUUGUCUUUUUUGGUCUUUUUGUUUCUUUUUCUGGCCUGAGCAGAGUG